Molecule: messenger RNA, 693 nt
Organism: Emericellopsis cladophorae
Lineage: Eukaryota; Fungi; Ascomycota; Sordariomycetes; Hypocreales; Bionectriaceae
Product: endo-beta-glucanase D-like protein
Exons: 3
Coding region: 1-693 (230 amino acids)
Source: RefSeq, a predicted model, not a curated record
AUGAAGCUUUCUUUCGCUCUGUUGGCUCUGGCCGGCGCCGUCACCAACGCCCACUACACUAUUCCUCGUGCCUCAUCUGGUGGCGUGUCGGCCAGCGCAGACUGGCAGUUUACGCGCAGGACGGAGAACCACAACUCUAAUGGGCCCAUCACCGACGUCACGUCUUCGCAGAUGACUUGCUACGAGCUCAACCCAGGAACAGCCGCUCCCCAGACACUCCCCGUGAGUGCCGGUGGCACCGUCAAGUUCUCCAUCGCGCCCAGCAUCUAUCACCCCGGCCCAGUCAACGUCUACAUGGCGAAGGCACCCAGCUCUGUUGCAAACUUUGAUGGAAAGGGGGACGUGUGGUUCAAGAUCUGGGGAGAUGCGCCCAAGAUCACCUCGUCCUCCAUCGAGUUCCCUUCAAACGGUGUCUCGGAGAUAGAGGUCCCCAUCCCGUCUUGCAUCGCCAACGGCGAGUACCUCAUCCGCUUCGAGCAAACCGGCCUGCACUCGGCCUCGUCGCCCAACGGCGCACAGCUGUACCUCUCCUGUACUCAGGUCAGUGUGACAGGUGGAACGGGCACAUAUUCGCCCAGUCUAAUGAGCUUCCCUGGGGCGUACUCGGCCAACGAUCCUGGGCUGCUCAUCAACAUCUACUGGCCAGUUUCGACCAAUUACGCCUCUCCCGGUGGACCGGCUCUACAGUGCUAG